Pestalotiopsis fici W106-1 is the source of this 1782-nucleotide messenger RNA. RefSeq lists its product as uncharacterized. The record is from RefSeq and is a predicted model, not a curated record. The transcript has 3 exons. Lineage: Eukaryota; Fungi; Ascomycota; Sordariomycetes; Amphisphaeriales; Sporocadaceae. Bases 1 to 1782 code for a protein of 593 amino acids.
AUGCCCAACUCCCAUCGCGGGAAUCGUGCGCGUAAUGCGCCACCACCACGGCCUUCCUUUGGCCGUGGCCCACAGUCAUUCGGGCGUGGCCAACAGUCAUCUGGCCGCGGCCAGCAGUUUACAAGUCACGGCCAGCAAUCAUCUGGCUACCAAAACCAGCAAUCCUCUGGUAGAGGCCAGCAAUCCUCUGGCCGAGGCCAGAACUAUAGUGGAUUGCAGGGGCGGAUAGCAAGAUACAUGGAUUUCCGAGACGAGCUCAGGCAAUAUGAGGAAGUAAUAUCCAGUCGUGCCCAACAGCCCACUUACGAGAACAACUCUCGAAGAGAUCAAGGUCAACCUCAAGCCACCACAGGUGGACGAGGACGGGGUCGGGCCACUACAAGUGGAGGAGGACGAGGCAAGGACACUACUAGUGAACGAGCCGCCAGUCCUUCAGACAAAGUCUGGAUACCCCUCGACCAAGAUGAACUGAAACGUCGUCUGGACCAGGAUGCAAGCACAGUCCCCCGGCUUCCACAGAACCGUAGUACCAUCUGGCACUCCCAUUGCGGUCAGAUGCAUGCCCCAGAGUUUUGUCAGGGACCCCUCAUCCAAGGCGUCUUACAUACCUGUGCGCUGUGCGGUGGUCCAAACCACCUGACAGAGGCAUGUGAGUAUUGGCGUCUUGUGAGUGACGACGGUUCCUCUUUGGAGAAAUACCUCCAUGUCUAUGCCAGACAGGGUCUUGCACCAUUGGCAAGCAAAAAGGACUUUAGUAAAGUGGUGGAUAUCACUGGUUUCCGUCCACCACUAUGUCCAAACUCUGCGGCAUUAUACGAGAACGCGCAAUACGACCUGGACAGGAAAGCUGGCAAGUCGUCAUAUUUCCUAAGAUUCAACUAUAAUGCUCUCAGGCCCUUGUGGACCGAGGUCGAAAGCCUUCCAAAGGAUGAUCCUUGCCUUGGGAAAUGGAGUCAGCUGGGCCCACUGCCCAAUGUCGACGCUCCCUGGGUAUGGGAAGAGUAUCUCUCAGCAGAUCAUGCCACACCUUACAACCCGAACUGGACUCUGUUCAGUAACGAAGGGGUGGAGGUGCCGGCAAACCGAGUUCGGCUUUGCCACUUCCGACGCUGGGUCACUGGCACCGAAGACCUCCUAGCAAAGAGCAAAAACUCGAAGCAAAAGCGAGGUCGAUCGCCGGAGGCAGCCGAAUCUAGCCAUGGAGUACCAAAGAGGGUGAGAAGUCACAAGAACCGUGACUAUGAUCCCAUGGAAGACGUCCAAUAUGACGCCCCCUUGGACGCACUCGAAGAGAAGCCCAUCCGGGAACGUGUGAAGAGCGCUGUGGCUCUUGCAAUAGUAGAGGCCAUGUGGGAAAGUAGAGUUCAGUACAAACCAGUCGAUUGUGGUGGUGAUGGCGAAUUUGCUGGUUACAGGGCUGACGGGAUUCGACUUCUCUGUCGCCGCCGGUUCACUCAUCAUCCCAAAGUACAAAUUGGCAUCGAGAUCGAUGCGAGACUACUCUCCAUUAGGAAAAGGGCACACGAGAAUGCCACUCGAGAUGCCAAACUGCUCAAAAUUGCGAAUGAGAAAGAAAUUGAAAAUCAAUUUCCAUUCCCAGUUACCAUGAUGGACCGGUAUCUAGAAUGUCAGGAGUGUUGGCAACUAGAGUACAAAGGGGCAUUUACAGAUCAAGAAAUUGGAUCUGGUCUCCGGUUCUACGAGCAAAAUCCUUUUGCUUCACCAUCAUGGGUUCAGGACAUGCUUGACACUUAUAGCGAUGACAAGGAGGAACAGUAUUGA